AUGACGACGACCCCGCGCGCCAUCUUCGCCCGCUCCGCCCCGCUCGCGCACCCCGCGGCGACCGCGCCGACCGCAUCCACCGGCGCGCGCCACCAUCGCGCGCGCGCUCUCCAGCACUCCCUCGCGCCGCCGUCGCCGUCUCCUACGCGACCGUCCUCGGGCGUCGUCCGCCGCGCGUCGUCCAUCGCCGCGAACGCGACGGCAACAAAUCCGGCGUCGCGCCAGUUCCCAUCCACGGACGUGCCGAGCGACGCCUUCUACGACGCGGUGGUGGUCGUCGCGGGGGGCAUGACCGACUCCGGCGGCCUACCCCCCUGGGUCGUCUCGCGCCUGGACCACGCCGUGGACGAGUACCGACGCCACGUCACCGCGACGCCGCCCAAGAAGAUGUACGUCGUGCUGUCGGGGUCGGCGACGCCGCACAAGCCUCCGCCGCUGCAAAAGGGCGGUUUCAUGCUGCACGAGUCCACCGCGAUGGCCGAGUACGUCGUGGCGGCGGGGGUCCCGCCGCAGGCGGUGCUGAAAGAUACCGCGAGCAUGGACACCAUAGGCAACGCGUACUACUCCCUGACGCUGCACGCGGCGCCGAGGAACUGGCGGAGGGUGCAGGUGGUGACGAGCGAGUUUCACGCUGGUCGAACGAGGGCGGCGUUCGAGUGGGUGUGGGGGCUCUGGUCCCCGGGUUUGAACGGCGCCGACGACGACGCGGGGAGGCAACGACGGGGCGGUGACCCCUACGUGCACCUCGACUUUUGCACCACGGCGAACGACGGGUUGACCUCGGAGGUUGUGGACGCGAGGGCGGAGAGGGAGGCGAGGAGCGAGGCGGCGCUGAGGGACAACGCGACGAGGGUGACGACGCUGGCGGACUUUGGCGAGUGGCUGUACACCACGCACCUGUGCUACGCGGUGACGAGGCAACACGAGAUCGGGGAAUUCGCGGAGAUGAAGACGGACCCGGCGCUCAAGUCGUACUGA
Micromonas commoda is the source of this 978-nucleotide messenger RNA. RefSeq lists its product with no specific name. Lineage: Eukaryota; Viridiplantae; Chlorophyta; Mamiellophyceae; Mamiellales; Mamiellaceae. Bases 1 to 978 code for a protein of 325 amino acids. The transcript has a single exon. The record is from RefSeq and is a predicted model, not a curated record. Gene Ontology annotation, cellular component: plasma membrane.